Ananas comosus (pineapple) is the source of this 1330-nucleotide messenger RNA. RefSeq names its product extensin-3-like. The transcript is spliced from 2 exons. Lineage: Eukaryota; Viridiplantae; Streptophyta; Magnoliopsida; Poales; Bromeliaceae. The record is from RefSeq and is a predicted model, not a curated record. The coding region runs from base 47 to 940 and encodes 297 amino acids.
AAUCCAAGGAGAAGAGCAACCCACCAAGGCAACAAAACUAGUGAGAAUGUUGGGAGGGAGAGGAGGGGAAAAGGGGGAGGCCAUGGCCUCCCUACUUCUCACUCUCUUGCUAGUGUUUCUCUCUCUGAGUUUACCUCUCAAGGUACAAGGAAACUACCUCUACUCUCCUUCCCCACCACCAUUACUAGUACCACCCAAGGAGCACCACCACCCUCAUCACCAUUACCUCUACAAGUCACCACCUCCACCACUUUACCACUACAAGUCACCUCCACCCCCUUCUCACCAUCAAUUCCCCCCCUACCAUUACAAGUCACCACCUCCACCUCCUAUUUACAAGUAUAAAUCACCACCACCACCUCCUCUUCACUACCAUGAGUCAUCACCACCACCUCCUUACCAUCAACUUCCACCCUACCAUUAUAAGUCACCACCACCACCUCCUCCUCCUCUUUAUAAGUAUAAAUCACCACCACCUCCUCAACAUCAACUUCCACCCUACUAUUACAAGUCACCACCUCCACCUCCUCCUCUUUAUAAGUAUAAAUCACCACCACCACCACCUUACCAUCAACUCCCCCCCUACCAUUACAAUUCACCACCUCCACCACCUCCUACUUACAUACACAAAUCACCACCACCACCACCUCUUUACCACCACAAGUCACCACCACCUCCUCACCACCACCAUCAUCAUCACCCCUACCAUUACAAGUCACCACCACCACCAUCUCAUCCUUGCCACUACAACUCACCACCUCCUCCAACUAUUUACAAGUAUAACUCACCACCUCCACCUCAUUAUCACCACCAUAAGUCACCACCUCCAUACCAUUACAAGUCACCACCCCCACCUCAUGGCUACAAAUACAAAUCCCCACCACCUCCACAUGUUUACCACCAAUAUCCUUCACCUCCUCCCCCUCCUUAUUACAACUAAGCAUGUUGUAUGAAGAGUGCCCAAGAGAAAUGGUGGAUAAGGACAAAGGGAUUUGUAAGAUGGUAGUAAUGAAAAAAGAAGAAUAAGAGAAGAUGUAUAUGAUGCUUGUUUAGCAAACUGGAGAGGGGAAAUAUCAAAUGUAGCAUCUCUGGUACUUUUAUUGCAAGUAAUAUGGAAAUCUAGUACUGCUAGAAGCUACUUUAUGUGAACAAUGGAGGAGAAGUUCCAAAGUAAAGCUACAACAAUUAAUAUAUGUUCUCCUCUAAAGUAAAGAUGUGUUAAAAGCAGUGCAAUAUAUGUUUGGUUAUGGUUAAAAUUAAUGUAUUUUCCUUGCUGCAAUUUGUGUAAGUGCUUUCUCUACUUAAUUUGAGUAUCCUGGAUUAAUGACUA